CUCGGGCGGACAGCGCCAUCCGCGCCGCCCGUGUCACCCGCGCCAGGCGGCCGCAUGCAGGACCGUGGGUGGCCGCGCGGUGCCCCGAGACCGCGGCGGGGGGCGCAGGCGGGACGCCCCGGGCCCCUCCAUUUUAGGCCUCCGCGGAGGGCACAAGGUACCGCAUCCCAUACCGCAAAAAACCUUCCCAGCCCAGUCCUGUUCCGCCUCUGCGUCCAGAGAAUCACCAGAGUCUGGCAAACCUGUUGCCUCCCCUUGGCAGAAAGUGGGGGAACGCGAAAGAGGGGAUGCAGCCGCAGGAUUUACCAGGCCCUGUGCAGGAAGAGCUUCCUGAGGUGCAACCUGAACCCUGAACGGGAGAGGAUUGGGCCAGUGAGCCCCCAGGAAGGUCCAAGAGGAGUAAGGACUCGUCCCUGUGUCUGGUGGUCAGAUAAAAUGGACAGUUCUUUUCUGAGCCGCACCUCGAGUCUGGCCCCUUCUUUGCAUGGGGGCCCACAGGUAGUCUCCGCAGCCUGCUUCUCCCUUCCUCCCUGUCUACCCAGGCUCCCUACAGCACCUGCGAUGAUCCCGGCCUUGGUCUUCUGGGUGAUGGAUGGCUCGCCCCUUCCCUGAUCAUUUCAAGGUGGACCCCUAAGCAGAGAUGUCUGCCAUUGUUCCUGUAGCAGCCAGGGAGCCGCUGAGUGAAGAGCCUACCCAGGAGAGAGAGGAAGGGCCUUUCUGGCAGAGGCCUAGAGGGGUGGGGUGGCUCAGGUCUUUCAGUCACCAUAGAAAACAUGGCCAUGUACCUUAGGCACUGAUAUCUCCUAGCAACACUGUGAGGGAGAGCAUCCUCCCAACUCCAUGGCACUCAAGCAAGGGCCUGGGAUUUGUCCUUGUUACACACAGAAGAUGGGGGAGCUCAGCCUGCAUUCCCCCACCCCCUGCACUCUUCUUCCUGACCUGGCAGGACACUGGGGUUGGGAGGGACUGGAGAGUUGCCAGGGCACCUAGGGAGAAAGAGAGACCUUGGGGUAGGAAGCUGGACACCUCUCUUUCCUUGGAGUGGUCUAGAAGACAGGCGGAUAGUUCAGCUCAUGAACAGAUAAGGUUCAAGAACUUCCUGAGAUGUCUCGUCCUCCCCUACCUCUCUGGUGCUUGGUCAAGGGCUCCUGAGCAGUUGUGCGAUAGUGGGCUGCCACACUGGUGUUGUGCUUCGUGGGAGGCUGAGGAGCUGUGGGCUGAGACCCGUGGUGGCCCUGUUUCUCUGUCCCUGGCCUGCAGCCCCAUCCCUGGCAUCACAUGGGGAAGUCUUAUCCAGAUAGGCUGAGGACAGUCUGUCCAGGAGGCCCUGCAUAGAUUAGAGCCUCCAGAUGCCCAAGGAUGGCCCAGGAGAUAGUUCUGCUGCUUAUCCCACACUCCCCCAGCUUCUCUGACACUGGCAUGUCAAGGUCCAUGCGUUGUACUCCCGACACGGAAACCUGCAGCUCCAGGGACAGAGUGGCCCAACUGCCUGCUUGGAGUCAGGGACCCAAAUGACAGUCCCAGUCUGUCUCGGCUGAAGGCCACAGCUGGAAGGUGGCUGCCACAUGGUCUCUGCUGACUGCCAUAGCCCAGGCCUGAUAGCUGUCUUGCUUCUGCCACGUUGCACUGAGUGGUCUGUGUGUGUAUACACACGUGUGUGAACAUGUUUGUGUUGGGAGGUACAGCUGAGGAGGACCGUCACAGGCGUUCUGCCCUCCCUGUAGAAGAAGGGCCUUGACCUACUGGGAGAAAGAGCGUGGAGUCUGAGGCCUGCCCUCGUAGACCUCCGGCUCCAGGAGAGCCCCUCCUUGCUCGUGCCCAGGCAUGGGCUCUGCUGUGAGGUCAGAGGCACUGGCACUGGGCCGCACUCUGGGUCCCCUGGUGUCAGCCAGGAGAUGGGCCUGGAACUAGGACUCAGCUCUGUGUUCCUGGCCCAUUCUGGCCCUGAGUAGUCUGUGAGCUUCUGCUUUCCCCGCCCCCUUGGCUGCUUUUGCUCCCUCAUGGUCCCUGGCUGUGUGACGGGGUCACGAUGCACUUUAUAUACUGGCAGUCUGUAUUGCAGGCAGCGGAGCUUCAAGCAAUUCAGAGGCUUGACCUGGACGCACGUACCUUCCCAUGUGUGAUGAACCCUGCACCGCCAGCGCUGUCUGGUCACAGAUGCAGUUUCUGUGUUGUCACUUGUCUCCCAACGUUAAAAGAAAACCGUUGAGUUCAGUACAGCA
This is a messenger RNA of Mesocricetus auratus (golden hamster), 2222 nucleotides long. RefSeq names its product small integral membrane protein 10 like 2B (gene Smim10l2b). The record is from RefSeq and is a predicted model, not a curated record. The transcript has 5 exons. Bases 55 to 612 code for a protein of 185 amino acids. Lineage: Eukaryota; Metazoa; Chordata; Mammalia; Rodentia; Cricetidae.